AUGGGAAACAACAACUCCAGCCAAGGCGGAUCUGGCUCCAAGGGCUCUGCCGGGCCUGAUGGACCUCUUCAGUCUUACCCGUCUUUUAGUCGGUCUGACACCAAGGAAUCCUCUCGUUCGUUCCGUUCCCUAGGAUCCAAGAUCCGCAGCAGCAGCAAGUCGGACAGCCCUAGGAACUCAAGGGUUUUGUCCAACGGCGAAAAUCCGACCGAAUCUAAGAGCGAGGAAAGACGUUCCAGUAGGCAUGGACGUUCAAGCUCGUCCCGAUUGAGCCGUAGCGAGCUCCCUCCCCUCAACACCGCCGGAACAGACAUGUCAGCAUCCGAAUCGGCCGUUGCAGAUUCCGCCGUCGGGGAGGACCAGCCUCCUCCUUCUCCCGUCCACGGUAACACCAAAGGCGGUAACCACGAUGUUAGUGCCGCGCAAGCAUCGGGAGAGGUCGAUCACGUUUCGGAUCAGCCUCCCUCUGUCAAUGCUGGAGCCAAUGCGCACAUGCAAGCUCCAGGACAGUCGAUUCUGGUUAAGCGCGAGAACACCAUCAACCCAGUCAACGCUAGUCCGUCUGAUGAGUCCAAGGUUGAGGGCAACUCCAACGUCGCCAUGUCUGAAAUUAAGGAUAUCGAUCUCGACGACUUCAUUAAGAGACUCUUGGAUGCGGGCUACGCUGGAAAGGUUACUAAGAGCGUCUGUCUCAAGAACGCUGAAAUUGUUGCUAUCUGCCAGAGAGCACGAGAAGUUUUCUUGUCGCAGCCCGCUUUGUUGGAGUUGGAUGCGCCUGUCAAGGUUGUGGGUGAUGUCCACGGACAGUACACCGAUGUUAUCCGGAUGUUCGAGAUGUGUGGAUUCCCUCCCAACUCAAACUACCUUUUCCUUGGCGACUACGUUGAUCGAGGAAAGCAGUCGCUCGAGACUAUCCUGCUGCUCCUCUGCUACAAGCUCAAGUUCCCCGAGAACUUUUUCCUCCUCCGAGGAAACCACGAAUGCGCCAACGUCACACGAGUUUACGGCUUUUACGAUGAAUGCAAGCGAAGGUGCAAUGUCAAAAUCUGGAAGACGUUUAUUGACUGCUUUAACACUCUUCCUAUUGCCGCGAUCGUCGCCGGCAAGAUCUUCUGUGUUCACGGAGGAUUGUCACCAGCGCUAGUUCAUAUGGACGACAUCCGAAACAUUGCUCGACCUACUGAUGUCCCCGAUUAUGGACUGCUCAACGAUCUUCUUUGGUCAGACCCCGCAGACAUGGAGCAAGAUUGGGAAGCAAAUGAAAGAGGCGUUAGUUAUUGUUUUGGUAAACGGGUUAUUACGGAGUUUUUGGCAGUACACGAUUUUGAUCUUAUCUGUCGAGCACACAUGGUGGUUGAGGAUGGCUAUGAAUUCUUCAACGAUAGGGUUUUGGUGACAGUCUUCAGUGCCCCCAAUUACUGCGGUGAGUUUGAUAACUGGGGCGCCGUUAUGUCGGUAUCAGCCGAGUUGCUCUGUAGCUUUGAGCUGCUUAAGCCUCUCGACUCGAGCGCUCUCAAGAGCCAUAUCAAGAAGAGCCGAAACAAGCGCCAGCAUAUGCUCAACAGUCCACCCGCCAUGAUCCAGCCUCAGAGCAUGUAA
This is a messenger RNA of Fusarium coffeatum, 1599 nucleotides long. RefSeq lists its product as uncharacterized. The record is from RefSeq and is a predicted model, not a curated record. Gene Ontology annotation, cellular component: cytoplasm; nucleus. Gene Ontology annotation, molecular function: protein serine/threonine phosphatase activity. The transcript is spliced from 3 exons. The coding region runs from base 1 to 1599 and encodes 532 amino acids. NCBI's taxonomy places the organism in Eukaryota, Fungi, Ascomycota, Sordariomycetes, Hypocreales, Nectriaceae.